GUGCGACAAAUCUAUGUAUUUGUUUCAGGCAAAGAAGUAUUCCGGAUCCAUUUUAUUCAGUCGUAUCCAGAUUUUUGUUUGUACGUGGUCAUUACGAAGCGUCGUGUAAACUUGUUAAGAAGAGAAGACGUAAAUUGUAUCAAGAGAGGUGAAAAAAUAUGCAAUAAUGGAAACCGUUGCUAAAGAUUUACGUGGUCUAAGAGCUUGUUUAGUAUGUUCUUUGGUCAAGACAUUUGAUCAAUUUGAAUUUGAUGGUUGCGAUAAUUGCGAUGAAUUUUUACGUAUGAAGAAUAAUAAGGAUAAUGUUUUUGAUUGUACAAGCUCCAAUUUCGAUGGUAUGAUUGCUGCUAUGAGUCCUGAGGAUAGUUGGGUUUGCAAAUGGCAAAGAAUAAAUCGGUUUUGCAAAGGUGUAUAUGCAAUAUCAGUAUCAGGACGAUUACCAGCAGGUGUUAUAAGAGAUAUGAAAAGCAGAGGAAUAGCGUACAGGCCACGUGAUACAAGCCAAAGAUAAUUUCAAAAUUUGUAUUAUUACUACCAUAUUUUCUUGUAAUAUUAUUUAUUAGAAUAUUGUAAUUAUUUAUCUUGUAUUUGCACUAAGAAUUUUAUAAGAUUUUCACGAAAAUAUUAUAUCGAUUUGAUUGAUAUGAACUUUUGUUUAGGUUCCAAGAAUUCUCUUCUAAUUCCUUCAACCUUUUUGACUAUAAUUAAGAUUUUUGUAAGAUUUGCUCGCGACUCUUUACAUUUUCUCUAAUUCCAAAAGAUUACAAUAUAUUAAUAUUUCCUCUAAAUCUCUCAAUAUCUGUACAGAUUUUUAAACAGACUAGUUAGUAAUAUCUCGAAAACAUUUGAAUUUAAAGAAUAUAUACAACUUGCGUGGAAUCCAUUUUCUCUUAUCAUAAACACGUUCCACAUCAUUCUUUCAAAUCAGGUUCGUGUUAUCCGAUAAAUUUUAAAAAAUGGUAAUGUUUGAUUUUCUAAUUAUUAUAGCUAAAUACAAAGUUAGUUUGCUCUGAUUUUCUACAAAUUCUCAUGUAAUAAGUUAAUGUGUGUACAUUAAAAAUUUACGAAUGCAA
Messenger RNA from Bombus pyrosoma, 1073 nucleotides. It is a transcript of the gene spt4, whose product is annotated as transcription elongation factor SPT4. Gene Ontology annotation, cellular component: DSIF complex; nucleus. The transcript has 5 exons. Gene Ontology annotation, molecular function: RNA polymerase II complex binding; zinc ion binding. Lineage: Eukaryota; Metazoa; Arthropoda; Insecta; Hymenoptera; Apidae. The coding region runs from base 167 to 511 and encodes 114 amino acids. The record is from RefSeq and is a predicted model, not a curated record. Gene Ontology annotation, biological process: mRNA processing; chromatin organization; regulation of transcription elongation by RNA polymerase II.